AGCUAGACUGAGCGCCCUGCAAGACACAGAAGCAGGACGGCAAAACAGACACUCUGGAAAGGAGCCAGAUGAAAUAAGGGCAGAGACAGCCGGUCAACAUGCUGGGAGAAACUGUGCGGACUGAAAAGCAGUGAUUCAUGGAGCAUCGCCACGCAGAUACUCCUUGGGUUUCACUUUGAGAGCCGCUGCAGGAUUGGGGUCAGUGAGGGCUGCCAUCAAGAUGAAGGGCGGCCAGGCUCCUCCUCCCUUAAUCCUUUUCUACCCCCCUCCCCCACCCCUCGCGGUGACCUGUGUCUUGGGCCUUUAAGAGUUGGAAGGGCCGGUCGGAGGAGAGAGCUCACACCUCUCCCCACCCUACUCCUUCGCUUUGGCUGCAAGUCUGCCGGUCACAGCGGCAACCGGCAGCGGGAAAGGGGAGGAAGCCAGUGGAGCGAGAGAAGCAAAAGAACCCAGCUGGGUUCCCUCAUCCCCCAGGAGAGGCCAUCGCAGGGCUCGCAGACACAGGACCGCGCUCCUGCCCAAGGUGACCAGCUCUGGUACCAGCUGGUGGAGCAGGAGGUGAUGGCGUCCCUGAUGCAAGGCCGGUUGCCCAUCAAUCAAGACGUGCUGCUGAUGCAGAAAGGCAUGCUACUGCGCAAGGUGAGGUCCAAAAGCUGGAAGAAACUAAGAUACUUCAGACUUCAGGAUGAUGGCAUGACAGUCUGGCAUGCCCGGCAGGCAGGAGGCAAUGCCAAGCCCAGCUUCUCAAUCUCUGAUGUGGAGACAGUGCGUGAGGGCCACGAGUCUGAGCUGCUGCGCAGCCUGGCAGAGGAGUUCCCCCUGGAACAGGGCUUCACCAUCGUCUUCCAUGGCCGCCGCUCCAACCUGGACCUGGUGGCCAGCAGCGUUGAGGAGGCCCAGAUAUGGAUGCAGGGGCUCCACCAUUUGGUGGACUUUGUCACCAGCAUGGACCAAAAGGAGCGGCUGGACCAGUGGCUGAGCGACUGGUUCCAGCGUGGGGACAAGAACCAGGAUGGCCGCAUGUGUUUCCCAGAGGUCCAGCGCUUACUGCACCUGAUGAACGUGGAAAUGGACCAAGAAUAUGCCUUGCGUCUUUUCCAAGAAGCAGAUGCAUCCCAGUCUGGGACUCUGGAAGGAGAAGAAUUUGUAGAGUUCUAUAAGGCAUUGACUAAGCGCCCUGAGGUGCAGGAAGUGUUUGAAAACUUUUCGGCUGAUGGGCAGAAGCUGACCCUGCUGGAAUUUGUGGAUUUCCUCCGAGAGGAGCAGAAUGAAGGAGAGCGAGCUUCUGAUCUUGCUUUGGAACUCAUCGACCGCUAUGAGCCUUCAGAGAGCGGCAAAGUGCGACAUGUGCUGAGCUUGGAUGGCUUCCUCAGCUACCUCUGCUCGAAGGACGGAGAUAUCUUCAACCCAGCCCGCCUCCCCAUCCACCAGGAUAUGACUCAACCCUUGACCCACUACUACAUCAACUCCUCCCACAACACCUACCUAGUGGGGGACCAGCUUUGUGGCCAGAGCAGCGUCGAGGGAUAUAUACGGGCCCUGAAGAGGGGGUGCCGCUGUGUGGAGGUGGACAUAUGGGACGGACCUAGUGGGGAGCCUAUCGUUUACCAUGGACACACCCUGACCUCCCGCAUCCCAUUCAAAGACGUCGUGGCCACCGUAGCACAGUACGCCUUCCAGACCUCAGACUACCCGGUCAUCUUGUCCCUGGAGAACCACUGCAGCUGGGAGCAGCAGCAGGUCACAGCGCAGCAUCUGACUGAGAUCUUGGGGGAGCAGUUGCUGAGCACAACCUUGGACGGGCUGCUGCCCACUCAGCUGCCGUCGCCUGAGGAGCUUCGGAGGAAGAUCCUGGUGAAGGGGAAGAAGUUACAGACGCUUGAGGAGGACCUCGAGGAAGAGGAAGAGGAAGUGCUAGAGUCUGAACUGGAGGGACAGCAGGAGGCUGAGCCAGAGCCGGGGGCCCAGUUUGAGUCUGAGCCCCUGGAGCUGAGCCCCCGCAGUAAGGACAAAAAGAAGGACAAGGUUGUGAUGUGUCCGCUGUUUUGUUCGCCUAUCUGUUGUCAGAUUAUGGUUCAGGCUCCUAUUUCCAAGCCUGAGUCCGUUCUCUGUCCUAAGCAGAAAUCCAAACCUGUCAUGUGUCCAGCCCUCUCUGCCCUGGUUGUCUACUUGAAGUCUGUCCCAUUCCACAGCUUUGCUCACUCCAGGGAGCACUACCGCUUCUAUGAGACAUCAUCUUUCUCUGAAACCAAGGCCAAGAGCCUCAUCAAGGAGGCUGGCAACGAGUUUGUGCAGCACAAUGCCUGGCAGUUAAGCCGUGUGUAUCCCAGUGGCCUGAGGACAGAUUCGUCCAACUACAACCCCCAGGAACUCUGGAAUGUGGGCUGCCAGAUGGUGGCUAUGAACGUGCAGACCGCGGGGCUGGAGAUGGACAUCUAUGAUGGGCUCUUCCGCCAGAAUGGGGGCUGUGGCUACGUGCUGAAGCCCGACUUCCUGCGUGACGCCCUGAGUUCCUUCCACCCCGAGAGGCCCAUCAGCCCUUUCAAAGCCCAGACCCUCCUAAUCCAGGUCAUCAGUGGCCAGCAACUCCCCAAGGAGGACAUGACCAAGGAGAGGGCCAUUGUGGAUCCACUGGUGAGAGUGGAGAUCUUCGGCGUCCGCCCAGACACAGCCCGGCAAGAGACGAGCCACGUGGAGAACAACGGUUUUAAUCCAUAUUGGGGGCAGACCCUGUGCUUCCGGGUCCUGGUGCCUGACCUGGCCCUGCUGCGUUUUGUGGUAGAGGAUUACAACUGGAAAACCCGAAACGACUUUAUUGGGCAGUACACACUUCCUUGGACCUGCAUGCAAGAAGGUGGGCCGGUGCCCCAUACCCUGGCCGACACCCCAGCUCCGGCUGUCUUACUAAUGCUGUCCUCCUGCCUCUUUCCAGGCUACCGCCACAUCCACCUGCUCUCCAAGGACGGCACCAGCCUCCAUCCGGCCUCCAUCUUCGUGCAUAUCUGCACCCGGGGAGAGCUGGAGGGGGAUGAAUCCUAAGGCGGGCACUUCCUGGGAAGGGUGGAUGUGCUGGCUUGAGAUGGUAAGAAAAACCUGGAAGGAUGCUCCAGAAAGCAAACAGAAGUGGUAAAAACCAAGUUUUGAGCUGUGCGUUCCUAAGCACAAAAUUACCUCGCUCUUCCUAACAAGCAAAUCCAGGACCUGAUUUUUCACUCGCUCUCUCUUCCCUUUCUUCAUUUUUACAUCUGUGGUAUCUUUUCUGCCCCUUCCUCUGCAAACUCUCUGCUGGCCUUCCUUCCUUCCUCUUGCCACAGCCUCAAGCGCACACCCACAUCUAGGAUGAAUCUCUUUCAACCCUGGCUCAAAGGCUGGCUGCCACCAGAAACCCAGAGAGGGGCUUGGAGCAGAGGAACACAAGGAGGCAUAACCCCCCUCCCCCCUCUCCCCAACUUCCUCAAAGCUCAGAGCCAAGAAAGGUUCCCCAGGCAAAGGCUGGGGAAGGAGGCCUGACCCCAAGACUACAUGGACUCUCAAGAGAAGACUGCACAGCUGCGUCCCCACUGGUCUGCCUUCCCGAGCCCCACUUGUACAAAUAGAGCUUUUCUCCCCA
Messenger RNA from Suricata suricatta (meerkat), 3610 nucleotides. It is a transcript of the gene PLCD4, whose product is annotated as phospholipase C delta 4. Gene Ontology annotation, molecular function: calcium ion binding; phosphatidylinositol-4,5-bisphosphate phospholipase C activity. Gene Ontology annotation, biological process: intracellular signal transduction; lipid metabolic process. The transcript has 16 exons. Lineage: Eukaryota; Metazoa; Chordata; Mammalia; Carnivora; Herpestidae. The coding region runs from base 562 to 3039 and encodes 825 amino acids. The record is from RefSeq and is a predicted model, not a curated record.